Messenger RNA from Schistocerca americana (American grasshopper), 1381 nucleotides. RefSeq names its product high mobility group-T protein-like. The transcript has 5 exons. Gene Ontology annotation, cellular component: nucleus. Bases 80 to 1156 code for a protein of 358 amino acids. Gene Ontology annotation, biological process: regulation of transcription by RNA polymerase II. The record is from RefSeq and is a predicted model, not a curated record. Gene Ontology annotation, molecular function: DNA binding, bending. Lineage: Eukaryota; Metazoa; Arthropoda; Insecta; Orthoptera; Acrididae.
CACCUCUCUUGUGCGCCACAGGCCCGGCCCCUGGACCCCUCAAGCUCUUGGGGCAAUACCGCGCGGUAGUAGUGAAGCCAUGUCCGAGCACCACCGUGGUGCCUGGGGAUCGCGCGACGACGCGGCGGCAGUGUGGUGGCCAGGCGCACUCGAGUACCAGCACCAUCAGCAUCUGCUGCAACAGCAGCUGCAAGCCGCGGCGCAGCAACAGCAGGCCCAGCAGCAGCAGGAUGUCGCUCGCAGCACGGCUGCGGCCGCCGCGGCCGCACAGCACCAACUCUUCUCUUACAAGAUGGCCAGUAGCUUCCAGAACCCUACGACGACCACCGCAAGUGUGUCGUCGCCAGUGGCCUCCUGCGUGCGCGGGCCUACUGCCCCCUAUGAUUACAGUAGCGGAGGUGGCCGGACGGAAGCCGCUGCUGCGGCUUCUCUCGUGGGUGGCGCUGCCCAGUGGUGGUACUCUAGUGGCAUGGGCAAUCCUAUGCAUGGAAUUUCCACACCCACUCCGCCCACUUUGCCACCGCAGCAGCAAAACAGAAAGAUGCCCCGUGGGAAAGCUGAUGCUAAACCUAGAGGCCGGAUGACGGCUUACGCUUGCUUCGUACAGACAUGCCGCGAAGAGCACAAGAAGAAACAUCCGGAUGAAAAUGUGAUAUUUGCAGAAUUCUCAAAGAAAUGUGCAGAGAGGUGGAAGACCAUGGUUGAUAAGGAAAAGAAGCGUUUUCAUGAAAUGGCAGAAAAAGAUAAGGAACGUUAUGAUGCUGAAAUGGAAACCUACACACCCCCUAAAGGAGAAAAGGCGCAUGGCAGGAAGAGGAAACAUGCCAAGGACCCAAAUGCACCAAAAAGGGCAUUAUCGGCAUUCUUCUGGUUUUGCCAUGAUGAGCGCAGUAAAGUAAAGGCACAGAAUCCAGAAUUUGGUGUUGGAGACAUUGCUAAGGAGCUGGGCCGGAGAUGGUCAGAAGUCGAUCCGGAGCUGAAAGCCAAGUAUGAAGCAAUGGCAAAGAAAGACAAAGCACGAUAUGAUAGGGAAAUGACAGCAUAUAAGAAAAGGCCAAAGCAAGGAGGGCAGGGAGCUGCAACAGUGAAGAAAGGAAGUGAAGAUGAAGACGAAGAUGAGGAUGAGGAUGAUGAUGUUGAAGAUGGUGACGAAUAGUUUGGCUCCAGUAUUUCAUUGCCAUGUCAUCUUUAUUAAGGAACUUUUGAAAGGACAUCAUAUCUCAUAAAUUCAUCCGUACCCUUUACCAGUUUUUCACUCACCAUAAUUUGAGUUCAAAGAAUGAAAGUGAGUUUUCAGGAAGAGCAUACUUCAGGAUGCAGGAGAAGUGAGCGAGCGUGUGUGUGUGUGUGUGUGUGUGUGUGUGUGUGUGUGUGUGUGUGU